Funneliformis geosporum is the source of this 336-nucleotide messenger RNA. The record is from the annotation of a GenBank genome assembly. NCBI's taxonomy places the organism in Eukaryota, Fungi, Glomeromycota, Glomeromycetes, Glomerales, Glomeraceae.
AUGGAAGUGCUUUUGAUGGCUCAAAAACAAAUUGUUCUAUUAGGGGAUAUUCUCGCUUCAUUCGAAAAAGAAUUAAACAGAGCAAAAAGAAGUUUGAAAACGAAAUUAAGCGAGGAAGAAGUCGAAAAUAUUUGUCAACUUAAAAUUGAAUUAACAAAAACGGAAAUAGAAUUAGAGAACCGGUUGGAAGUUAAGGCAGGAAUUUCAUUAAGGAAGAUUAUUCCAAAACCUAUGAUUGCUACCACUAAGAGGCUAGCAAAAAAUAUUCUAAGAGGGAAUGGUUGGUUUUGCUCUUUGGGGGCAGUUGGAUUAGCCUUAUUUUGGGAGGAUUUUUGA